Molecule: messenger RNA, 1588 nt
Organism: Oncorhynchus kisutch (coho salmon)
Lineage: Eukaryota; Metazoa; Chordata; Actinopteri; Salmoniformes; Salmonidae
Product: olfactory receptor 10A4-like
Exons: 6
Coding region: 3-1004 (333 amino acids)
Biological process (GO): G protein-coupled receptor signaling pathway
Cellular component (GO): membrane
Molecular function (GO): olfactory receptor activity; G protein-coupled receptor activity
Source: RefSeq, a predicted model, not a curated record
GUAUGUUUGAGGUGAAUGAGAACUACACGCGUGUGUCAGAGUUUGUGAUCGUGGGCUUCCCGGGGCUCCAUCCAUCCUUCUACCAGCUGGUGGCCUGGUUCUUCUUCUUCGUCUAUGUGAUCACGGUGGUGGGGAACCUUCUUCUGGUUGUGCUGUUUGCCCUGGAGCACAGCCUGCAGAAACCCAUGUACAUCAUCAUGCUCAGCCUGGCUCUGUCAGAUAUAGGUUUUGCCACAGUGGCCCUUCCCAAAGUGAUUGCUCGGUGGUGGUGGGACGACGGGAGGAUCUCCUUCCAUACGUGUCUGUUCCAGGAACAAAUGAUCCACUACUUUGGAACACUCAACUCUCUCAUCAUGUUGACUAUGGCUAUGGACCGAUACCUGGCUAUCUGUCACCCUCUCAGAUACCCUAUGUUGAUGACCAACCAGAUAAUGAGUGGUCUAACAGUCUUCUCCUGGAUGUCAGCCACAGUCUCACCUGCCAUCGGCACCAUAGACUUCACUAGGAAAGUAGCAUUCUGUGGUCCCAACCGAAUUCUCCAUGCCUACUGUGACGCUCUGUCCCUGACUAAACUUUCCUGCUCCGACACGGCGGCGAUCCAGGGCAGCUCCAUUGGCCUGGCCUAUUUUGUGCUCCUCGUCCCCUUCUCCUUCAUCGUCUUCUCCUAUAUCAACAUCAUCGUCACCGUGAUGCGCAUGGCUAACGUACAGGGCAGGCUGAAGACCUUCUCUACCUGUGCUACUCAGGGCUGUAUCAUCCUUAUUUACUACAUCCCCCGCUUCAUAGUGUAUGCUACACCCUACAUCCCCAACCUGAUCAUGACCCCUGACCUCCGCAUCGGCCUCACCAUUUUCUACAGCCUGUUCCCCCCGGUGGCCAACCCGUUCAUCUAUAGCUUCAGGACCAAGGAGAUCAGAGCCGUCCUGGGGCGCUGGAGACAGGGCUGGAGGAACAGCCAGACAGAACCGAGUAUACCCAAAACUGUGGCAGUUAUCACUAAAUGAAGGGUUAGGUUAUAACAUGUUAAUUCCGGGUUAUAACAUGUUAAUUCGGGUUAUAACAUGUUAAUUCAGGGCUAUAACAGUUUAAUUCAGGGCUAUAACAUGUUAAUUCGGGGCUAUAACAUGUUAAUUCAGGGCUAUAACAUGUUAAUUCAGGGCUAUAACAUGUUAAUUCAGGGCUAUAACAUGUUAAUUCAGGGCUAUAACAUAACACACUAAACCCAACACUGUCUGUUAUCACUCGAUGACAAUCGCACACAAUUGGACCUGUAACAGUGUAAAAUAUAUGUUUCCACUUACAAAUAGGCUACAGAGUCGUCUAAUCGCUCUGGCUUUGUUAGAUACUACUAUUCUCCAAGAAUAUGAUGGAGAUGAGACUAGACAUUCAAAUAGCAUCUUUAUAAAUCUCAUUCUCAAAAAGCUCUCUGCUUGUGUUGUCUGUCUCAACCAGUAUUGAUGUAUUUAUUUUUUAACAUUGAUCAUGUCCAAUGAACAGGGGAGGCUACCCUGUACCUUUAUGUUGACUAUCAACCAGUAUUGAUAAUGUCUAAUGAACAGGGGAGGCUACCUCUAUAAAACUCAUUACA